Molecule: messenger RNA, 3025 nt
Organism: Oryza brachyantha (malo sina)
Lineage: Eukaryota; Viridiplantae; Streptophyta; Magnoliopsida; Poales; Poaceae
Product: protein ALTERED PHOSPHATE STARVATION RESPONSE 1-like
Exons: 4
Coding region: 1-2556 (851 amino acids)
Source: RefSeq, a predicted model, not a curated record
AUGGGCUGCAGCACCUCGCACGACGCGUUCACCACCGCCGCCGCAGCAGCCGCGUCGAGGGCGAGGGGGCGGGGGGCGGCGUCUUCGUCGUCGAGGCCGCGACGUGGGGCCGACCCGGCCGCGCUGUGCCGCGAGCGCGCGGCGCUGAUCCGCGCCGCGGCCGACCGGCGGUUCGCGCUGGCGUCGGCGCACGCCGCGUACUUCCGCUCGCUCGCCGCCGUCGGGGACGUGCUCCGGAGGUUCGCGGAGGCCGCGCUCGUGCCGGCCACACCGCCGUCCGGGUCCUCGCCGGUGCUCACCCUCCCGCCGUCUCCGGCGAAGCCGGUCGACGCCUCGGCCACCGCCGCGGGCAGGUCGAGCCUCCCACCCUCGCCGUCUUCGUCCUCCACCGUCUCGCCUCUCUCUCACUCCCUCUCCGACGAGGACCUGGAGGCGCACGGCGACGCCAAACACGCCGCCGCCGGCAGCGGGAAGGCGCCGGCGUCAUCGACGAGGUAUCACCAUCACUACAUGAGGAACUCUCCCACCGUGCCCAACGUGGUGUACGAGGAUCCCAAUACGCAGUAUGCCCAAGGCGAGACCAGCCAUGGCUACGGCUACGGCUACACGUACCCAUACGGGCCCUACGGCGAGGUGGUUGCGGAGGAGAGGCCGGAGACGGCGCCGGCGAGGCCCCCCGGCCCACCGCCGUCGCCGCCAACCGCGGAGGUCUCGGCGUGGGACUUCUUCGACCCCUUCUCGUCCUACGAUCAAUUCCUGGAGGUGGAGGAUUACUCGCGCGGCAAGGGCCACGACGACGGCAGCAUGCCUUCCAACAGCCCGAAUUACUCGGAGCUGAGGCGGAUGGAGGGGAUCCCGGAGCUGGAGGACGAGGCGGAGCUGGAGGCGUCCAAACCAUCGACUUCGGGCGUUGCCGAUCAUGGUGGGAAAGGGAAGAGACCAGUUUCUUCAAAUGUCAGUUCAAAGGGGGAAGCUUCUGAUGGGAAGCUGCAGAGGAAGGGAUCCGGUGGCAAUGGCGAGCCAGAGAAUGCCAGCUCGAAAGCCCAGAAAGGGGACAUCCAUGGUGGGAGCUCCACCGGCAGCAAGAAGAAAGCUAUAGCCUUCGAUGACAAUAAGCACCCAGCUGCUACUGUUCAGAGUGAAGGAGGAAGUGGCAAGUCUGUUCAGUCGACUACUGUGAGCAGCGAAUCAUUCUCGCCGCUUCACCAGGGGAAGAGGGAUGUCAUGGAGGCGAUGGAUGAGAUCAAGGAGCGGUUCGACGAGGCGCUGAAUUGUGGUGCAGAAGUUUCCAGGCUGCUUGAGGUGGGGAAGGUUCCCCACCAUUCUUCCACACCCCGAGUUCUUAGAUAUUUGUCUUCCAGAGUGAUGGAUCCUCUAGCUCUAUCUGUGCCAUCAUCUUCGUGCCUGCCAAGGCCACAUAGAAAGUCAAGAUCAUUGAGCAGAAAGGCCAGCACUUCAUCAAACCCGUCAGUGGCUGGUAGAAGAAACAUUGAUGGAAACCUCUCAUCAACUCUGGAGAGGCUAUGUGCUUGGGAAAAGAAGCUUUACCAGGAGAUUAAGGAUGAAGAGAAGCUGAGGAUUGAAUAUGAGAAGAGGUACAGGAGGUUAAGAUCUCUGGAUGAAGGAGGAUCAGAGUCAAGUACGAUCAACUCCACCCGGUUAUCAGUAAGGAACUUGCAGUCCAGGAUUACCAUCAAUAUUAGAACAGCCAAUGCAUUCUCAUCAAAGAUACAGAAGAUCCGAGAUGAAGAACUAUAUCCUCAACUGGUCGAUCUCAUUCUUGGAUUGAGAAGAAUGUGGAAAUCUGUGCUAUUGUGUCAUGAGAAGCAGCUAUCGGCCAUUCAGGACAGCAAAAUGCACCUGGUAAAGGCAGUGACCAUUAGCCAAUCCAAUUUUGCUGCAGUAGCCACAGUAGAACUAGAGAGGGAGCUCACAAAAUGGUACCGCUGCUUCAACAAGUGGAUCAGCUCACAGAGGUCUUUUGUUGAACUACUGAACGGAUGGCUGAGGAAAUGGCUUCCUGAGGUGCCGGAGGAAAAUACACCGGAUGGCGCCCCGCCUUUCUCCCCAGGCAGGCUUGGUGCGCCGCCUGUAUUCGUUGUAUCAAAUGAUUGGCUCCAAGCGAUUGAUAGGGUUCCCAAAAAUGAAGUGUUGAAGACAAUUGACCAAUUCUCUAAGCUUGUGCAUGAGUUCAAGAAGAGCCAGGAAAAUGAGAACAGGCAGAAACGAAAAGCUGACCAUGCCUCCAGAGAUUACAACAGAAGGCGCGAGGUUCUGCAGAGGGAAUUUGGAUUGGGUACCGGUUUGGAUAUGGUUGCAGUCAUGGAGAACACUGACCACAGCCAUGACAACCGUGUUAUGGAGCUGGAUAAGAUGAGGAAAAAAAGGGAUGAGGAGAAGACCAAGCAUGAGGAGAUUGUAAAACAAGCUCAUCUUGCAGCUUCUGCCACGCUACCAGUCGGUUUGGUCCCCGUGCUGGACCAAAUUGUCAGCUUCUCUCAAGGAAAUGUGCAAAUGUACAAAGGCAUCAGAGUCCAAGGUGCCCAAGCCCACUGACCGCCUAGAAAUGGUGUUGCACAGAAUUGUUUGAUAGGUGACCAGAGGUUAAACAGUUUGUUGCAUGCACAAAGGAGAACUUGUUGGUUGCUGUCUGAACGAGGGACAGUGCUGGAAUUCUUUUUGUAGAGUUAUUGGUUAAUUUGGGGUUUAGGCAUUCAGUUCUUACAAUACUUAACAGUGCAGGUGGUGAUAGAAGGUUAGUGUUAUCCAUAUAUUCUUAUUGAUUUUUGACUCACAUAGGAUGUAAGAUUAUCCAUAGACCAUAGAUUCUUACUGUUGUCUGGCUCGAUGCUUAAUUGCUGAGAGCUGAGCACACGGAGUAGACUAAUGAUGUAUUAUUGAGAAGUUUCAUAUGAUAUUUAUUCUGUACAUAACUAUAAGUGGUUGCGAACUGGAACCGCUGAUGUACUGACUCAUUGCUUAUAUCAUGGUAACUGACUAUAUAAUGUAUCCAUGUUUGCUAAUU